GAUAUUAUCAAUAUCUAAAAACAAAACACUUGAAAUAUUUUAUCGAGAUCCGAAGCUACUAUAUAAGGAGAUUACCACACGAGAUGAUUAUAUCUUUUCAUAAUGACGAUUCUAAAGUGCGUGGUGUUCCUCAGUUUCUUCGCGGUUGUUCAUCUAAAAACGAUAAAACAGAAUCAUGCUAUAAAUGAAAUAGAAGCUUAUAUAGAAGAAAAAAAGGCAGAGAUCAAUCCCAGGUACCGGUUGCACUACCAUGUGGCGCCCCCAGUAGGAUGGAUGAACGACCCUAACGGCUUUUCAUUCUACAAAGGCGAGUUUCAUCUGUUUUAUCAGUUCUAUCCAUAUGACAGUCAGUGGGGACCCAUGCACUGGGGCCACGCUGUAAGUCCAAAUCUCGUGGACUGGAAGACGCUCCCCACAGCUUUAGUACCAGAAGAAGAAAUGUGUUUCUCGGGCAGUGCUGUCGUUAAAGACGAUGAAAUGGUAUUAAUGUACACGGGACGUAGAACAACUGAAGAGGAACCCUUCUACAAUGAGACUCAGUACUUGGCCUUUAGUAAUGACGGUGUAGAGUUCCAUAAGUACGAAGGUAAUCCAGUUCUGCCGUACACACCUAACGGAUCCCCAGAUUUCCGCGACCCUAAAGUAUGGCAGCAUGGCGAUCACUGGUACGUUGUGAUUGGAAGCAAGACUGAUGACGAAAGAGGCAGGGUGUUGCUUUAUAGAUCUGCUGAUCUGAUUAACUGGGAAUUUUUAAGUGUCAUAGGAGAGUCCUCGGGUGACAUGGGCUACAUGUGGGAGUGCCCAGACUUCUUCCAGCUUAAGGGAAAACAUAUUUUAUUGAUGUCUCCUCAGGGAUUAGUUCCUCAGGGUGAUCGAUACAUGAACGUACACCAAACAGGAUAUAUAAUCGGCAAGUUUAGUUACGAAACAUUCGAAUUCGUGCCUGAAGUUAGUUUUCAAGAAAUAGACUUUGGCCAUGACUUCUACGCUGCUACUACUACUGAAAAAGAUGGAAAACGGUACAUAGUCGCUUGGUUUAAUAUGUGGGACGUUCCUCAUCCAGAAGAUGUUGACGGCUGGGCAGGAGCCAUGACUAUCGUCAGAGAGCUGGAGUUAGUGGGCAACCGUAUUGUAAUGAAGCCAGUUGAAACGAUAACCAGCCUGAGAGAGGAGAUAGUGUGGGACGGCAACCUUAUGGAAAAUGAAUUUGUCCCAUUUGAUAAGACAGGAGAACUUAUAGUAACCGGUGAUUUGAGCCAGAAUAUUGAGUUGUUAAUCAGAGGGAGCAAUGGUGGUGGCCAAGUUGUGUUGCGGUGGGAUCCGCAAGUCCGUAAAGUCGUCGUGGACAGAGAAGGUGAUAUAAGGCAAGUUGAAUGGCUUCCUCUGGGUUCUGAACAAUGGAGGAUCUUUUUGGAUGCUUCUUCCUUGGAGUUGUUCUGUGGUGAAGGAGAAGUAGUCUUCAGCACCAGAGUUUAUCCUGAUGGUGGCUGGCAAGUAACGAACCUCAGCCCUCAACCCCUCGACGUGAUUGCUUAUGCAUUGAGAAGAAGCGUUCCCGAGUAGUUUAUUAAAGUUUCAUAUUUCUGAACUGUGAUACUGAACAAUGCGUUAGAUUUUGUGGUCAAGUAAAUAUAUUUUGUAAUAAAUUAUAAUUCAU
This is a messenger RNA of Spodoptera exigua (beet armyworm), 1657 nucleotides long. Lineage: Eukaryota; Metazoa; Arthropoda; Insecta; Lepidoptera; Noctuidae. The record is from the annotation of a GenBank genome assembly.